CGUGAGGAGGUGAACAUCACAGAUACGCCCCAGAAAAAGAGUGUAAAUGACAGUGGGUUGCUCUCUUUUUCCUGCCAGCGCUCCGAAGCUAAACUACAAUCAUCUCAUGCCGACGAUGAAAAUAUGGCAGCUGGAAGAGCAAGGUCCUUCCAUCGUGCUGGGAGUCUCAUGCGGAGUAAAUCUGAGGGGACACUGAUUGAUCUGGAUGACGUCUCUACCAGCAACAACCUGAGUGGUGGGUACAGGACAAAGAACUCUGAGUGGCCACUUUUACAGCCUGAAGUCGCACGUACAUCUCAGUCAAAAAAUCCCUUUUGGAACAAACUGUCUGGAUCAAACCCUUUCUUAGAGGACAUCGUAGACAGCAGCGUAGAAAAAAACAUUUCCAACACAUCAAAUAUAAAACAAGACGAUGAAAAACAUCUGGACACAAAUAAUGAUGAUGCCAUUAGUACGUCUUCAGAUGAAGGCAAUGUCGGGAAGUUUUUGGAAAAAAAACACAAAGCCAGUAACAGAUCUGGGAGAUGGAGAAGUGCUUCAGACAUCCUAGAUGAUCUGGAGAGAAAAGUGCCAAAACGGCAGAACAGCUUCAAACCGCCUGGGCCAGUGCUUAAUCCGGAUUUUGAGUGGCUAAAGAAUGACAGAGAGGCCUAUAAGAUGGCCUGGCUGAGCCACAGGCAGCUAACACGCUCAUGUCUGGACUUAAAUCUAAUGAGCCAGAGUCCAGGGUGGGCUCAGACGCAGGCCACUGACUUUCAGGUCAUCUGCAAGAUCGGCCAUGCUGGAGGCUCAGUACAGUUGCCAGAAUCAGAAAUUAGCAUCCAUAUCCCAGAAGGCCAUGUUCCUCCUGGAGAAGUCCAGGAAGUUACACUGAAAGCACUGCUAGACCCUCCUCCUGGACUCAAUAACAACUAUGUGACAACCAUGAGUCCGCUUCUCGAGGUGGUUCUCAGCAACAUCAACAUAAAGGAGUGCAUCUCUCUGGAGGUGAAACUGGCUGGAGAGGUGAAGAACGACCCGUUGAGUCAGGUGAUGACUACUGUGUUCGGGCUGGUGUCCAACAAAAGAGAGGGACCUUACCUUAAAGUGGACGACUGUUACAUUUACAAGAACAUGAUACAGAUGAAGCUGCAGGAACUGAAGACACAUUUUUAUGUAAUUGCAGUCGCAGAGGCCUCUGCAAUCCAGGCUCCCGCUACAUCAGUGUGGGAUUACCUUGACCGCCAAAUCACAGUAGCAGUUUAUGGUCCCAGGUUCAUCCAUCCAUCAUUCAAGGCUGUAAUAGUGGUUUGCUGUCAUGAGGACGUUCCGCCAAAGCUUCCGUUUUCAGUGACAGGAAACAAAAAUCUGCCUCCACUUGUGCUGCAGCUUUGGGGGAAACAUCAGUUUAAACCAGACAAACUGCACAACCUGCAUGUCGGGAUAAACCUCACAGGCUCAAUAUUCAAAAUCAAACCUGGGGACGAGCUGAAAGAAGUGAGACAAAGUCAGCUCAAAAUAGGGACAGUUUUGCAACUGCCAGUUGCGCUAUCUUGUGCUAGUAAUACAGAAAUGAGUCCUUUUAAAUUGGAUCUACAAGUGAAGGAAACAAAUGCUGCAACUGUUGCACAUUUCCAGGUUCCUUCCCCUCCCACAGCCCCCAUCAGAUCAGAAAAGCGAGUGCCAAGGCAGGUAGAAAAGCGGGUUGAAAUGUCAAGAAGCUUACCUAUUCCCGAGGAAAGGGUUCCAGAUUCCCCCAAAUUCACAAACAGACCUGUGAACCUACAGUGGUACGGCGUAGCCUUAAAGUCAGUUCUCCGCCAACCACGCGUAGACUACCUUCUGGAGUAUUUCAAGGGGGACACUGUGGCUCUCUUAUCCCGAGAGACCGUCAGGUCCGUGGGUAACUCAAAAGUAAAGGAGUGGUAUAUCGGAUUCCUCCGAGGCAGGACUGGUUUAAUUCACUGCAAGAACAUCAAGCUCAUAACCAGAGACCAGGUGAUCGACUUCACCGGCAUUCAAAUCACCACAGAGGUCCUGUUGGACAACAUGACGCUGCCCUUCAAGAAACUUACUUAUAUGUACUCUGCCAUCCAGACAUUGGUCACUGAGCACAUAACCAGCUGGAGAGGUUUUGCUGAUGCUUUAGGGUAUAGCAAUCUGAUGCUGGACACCAUCACACGGAGGCAUGCUGAAACUGAAGCUGAUAAAGUUGCCUGCGUACUGGAGAAGCUGAAGGAGGACUGCCAUGCUGAGAAGAGCAGGAAGAAGUUUCUACGUGAGCUCCUGGUGGGUCUGUUGAAGAUGGACUCUGUGAAUCUCGUCGCCCAGCUGAUUCAGAACACUGUCAUUUUGUCCACCGCUGUGGAGCUAGGAGCUCGAUGGCGGGAGCUUGCUGAUAAAAUGGGAAAACUCUCCAGUGCUCAGAUAGCAGGCUAUGAGGCGCCGCACCGAGGGAAGAGCGGAGAAGUCAGUGUCCAGUCAAUGUGGAAGCCCGCCUAUGACUUCCUGUACUCCUGGAGUCUGCGGUACGGAGACAGCUACAGAGACAUGAUUCAGGAUCUGCACCUGGUCCUGGACAAAAUGAAAAACCCUGCCACCAGACAGUGGAGGCAGCUGACUGGUGCCCUCAUGACAGUGAACUGUCUCGAUAUCUUUAGAGCCUCUGCACACCCAAAAUCCUAAACUUCAUGCAAGCACACUCUAGUGACGACGGCAACAUCCACGCACUUGAGAGACACAAAGGUUUUGUUCCACAGGAAUAAGGUUUUGAUGUUGCCUUUGAUGUUACUUUGCCCUUUUCUGUAAGGUUUUGCUCACUCAUUUUUAAACAAAGGUACUUAAUUGAAAUUUAAUGAGGUACUUGCACUAAAAGCUUGGAUCUCACUAAGUGAAUUUAAAAUAUGUUUUCACAAUUUUUUAACUGUGAAGAAAUCUCACUGCAUACCACCAAGAGAAGAAAAUGAAGUCCCGUUUGUCACCUUUCUCUAAAUAUAUCUGUGCAAAUGUGAUGAAGCCUUAAUAUGAAAGUUCAUUUUGGUAGAUCAUUUUCAGUCAAACAUAUGAGGUCAGUAGUUCACGACUGACAUCAACUGUCCUGUAUAUCAAUUAUCUCAAUGCUUCUUGUCAUCCCUUGCCUUUGCAUAGAAGGGAAAUGUUACUCAAGACAUUUACUGACAUUUACAUUUACUUUCUGCAAAUAUGCAUCACCUGUAGAGCAGGUUGAAUUAUUACUUCAAUUUCUAUUUGAUUUCUUCCACUGCAUUCCUUAAAUCACUGACUACAAUAAGUUUUUAAAUUAAGGAUUCUCAUAAUUAGAAUCUGCUUCAUCUUUGUGGAUCCUGUGAAACUUUGUAUCUGAGGGGUUUUUUUUUAUGCAUCUGUGCUGGCAAUAGCCAUGGGCGGAUGUAUUAUCUUUUGGGGUUGUCAGUCCAUGUCACCUUACAUCCAUCUAUUUCUCAUGAAUCCGAUAUCUCACGAAAGCCUUGAGGGAACUUGGAUGCAAGUCUAGUUAGGUUUCCAUUUUCUGUAACAUGUUUUAGAGUUGUUCUGAUUCUGAUACUAAUAUCAGAAAUACUCACAUACUGCCUAAAAUGCUUGCUCUGGCAGGUAUUGACGAGCACAUAAGUCUAUGCAGUUUUCUAUGUAGUUUCACACCUGGAUAAAUUGUCAGGUUUCCCAGAUAUCAAUUCUUCGCAGCUCUAAAAUAGUAGCUUACACAGCAAGUUAUGCUGUGCAGCCACUGGCAACUACUGUUACACAGUGGCAAUGGAGAACUGAUUACUGUUCAAAAGUGUAACAUUAGCCAUUAAAAAAAAUGUCAAACUAGAUAAUAAAGAAAGUUCUAUGGCAGUUAUUCUCAGGAUGUAUAUGUUUAUAUUUUACAUAGGGUUAAUCUGAGCAAUGUGAUACCACAUUGAUAGCAAUUAUUUCACAUCUGUACAGAGUUACUAGUAUACAGAUGUUUUUGUUUUGUUUUGGGGUUUUUUGGGGGGGGUUGUAUAAUGGUAUCGGAUCAGAACUCAGCUGUAUCAGCUGAUACACAAGUUCAGGAACGGGAAUUGCUAUUGGGAAGGAAAAAAUAGUAUUGACCAUCUCUAAUAUGUACAACAUCUGUUUAUUCUGUAAUAUACUGUAAGUAGCCAAUAAUAAUGUGAAAACUGUUGCUAACUAACAAUCUCAAGGGUCGCAGUACUGACAGUACAUUCAUCUGUAUUGAAGUGUGUGUGCUAAAAAUGAGAAUGUGCUACCAAAGUGAAAGUUUUCUGAUGCCAGUAAACAAACCAUAGCGAUGCUACUAUAGAAGUGAUAUAAACUAUUGUCUUAAAUGUAAGUAAUUAUAGUGUAUUUGCUAUUUUUUAUACUGUAGUGUAUAGAUAUGUACAAAGAUCCAUUUCAUUAAGGUAUACAAUGUUACUGUUGUGUUUGUAUCAUCAUGUUUUCAUUGCCAAAUGGAAACCUCAUUGUGUAGAGUAGUGCCAGUGAAGUAUAGUAAGCAGUGCCCUCAGUCACAGAAAUAUUAAAUAAGGGAGAUGUGUUGCAAGAAAUAUGAAUAAAACGUAAAAUAAAGCUGCAGAAAACUGA
This is a messenger RNA of Plectropomus leopardus (leopard coralgrouper), 4563 nucleotides long. It is a transcript of the gene macc1, whose product is annotated as MET transcriptional regulator MACC1. NCBI's taxonomy places the organism in Eukaryota, Metazoa, Chordata, Actinopteri, Perciformes, Serranidae. The record is from RefSeq and is a predicted model, not a curated record. Gene Ontology annotation, cellular component: cytoplasm.